AUGUCUCUUCCCAGUCAGGUGCCAACUGCUCCCGAAACCCGCCCUGCCACUCCUGUCUCCCAGGUCGAGGCGCAGGACGAAGGUUUGUGGAUGAAAGGGAUGAUAAAAUCCGAUGGCAAGAAAGAACCUUCUGGAAGUGUUCUUUCAACUCCACUCCAUCGUGGUCAUGGCAUUUCCUCUAAUGAACCGUCGGUCGCAGCUCCCUCGGAUGUUACGAAAGCUCCUUUUCACAAAAUAUCGAGGCCCGAAAUCUUCGAGGAAGCCCCUGCUGAGUUGGCAUCUAGUAUUCAUGAACUCGACAUUGGCAGUGGACAGAUCUAUAAACCCCAUACUGAUGCCAACCCCGAUCUGGGAGACUUGAUUCCUGGACAGAGCAGUGGGCCGUACUCUAACACGUCCACAUCUCCAUUGGGAAUUUGGGACACUAGCAAGGACGUACCCGCAAGUUCUCUCCUUGAGAUGUGGACUGAGGAAGAUCUGCUGAAGUUUGGAAUUCACGAGGGCAUGGACGUAAACCACGGCCUUCCGCCUUUCGACGAGAAUGUUCGUGAAUAUCACACAGAAAAAACAGCAUCUAAUAAGGGAAAGUCUGAUGAUGGUAUCCACGACUCUUCUACCCCCAAGCCUAGUGCAUCAUCAGUUGCUUUAGGCAACCGAACCGAGAGCUACGGGGGCAUAAACGUGACAUUUGGCCUUCCUCCAUGGAUCGAAACUAAGUUCAGCGAGACAGGAGAAACGUUAGAAAAAAACAGCAAUCAGUACCAUCUUGGCGCACCAUUCGUCCAAGUUUCUGGCCUUUAUCCAACUCCACCACGCAAAGAUACGGAUUGCAAAGCUUUGCGGUCUGUCUCGUUGAGUGCUGUUGGUACCCCCACGGUGGCAGAAUCCCGCACUCUACCUCUUGCAGAGACCAAAGAUACUGCAGCAACUGGGGACACUGACAUCAACUCCCCCUGCUCUCGCAAGAUUCCUAGCGCCUCUGAACGGCCGGAGUCUCCAUUUGCGCUGCGGGAUGUAUCGGUGAUUCCUUGGACUGACUGUUACCCCGACGAUCCCGAUAAGGCUAGAGAACUUGCAACAAGUACCGGUGUUCCUGGACUCCAAAUCUAUUCUGUGGAUAUUUUUACACAUGCUACUUCAGACACGCAAGUUCUCGAUGAAGUCGAUGCUACUCAAGAUAGUGACAACUUCAGGGUCGAAAUGGGAAAACAAAUUUCCCCUGAACGUCCGUCGGUCCCUGGGACCAAGAAGCCUUAUGACAAGUUUGAGACCAAAAGUUCUGCUGAGACUUGGGACACUGACGUGGACUUCGACUUGAAUGAAGGCUCUCGCAAGAUGACUGAGGAAGACUUACGCAGGCUAGAUCUUCAAAGCUGGUGGAAGGAGGAUCUUAGCGACGUAACAACUGGUCUCCCCCUGAUAAGCAAGGAGGAUUUGCCUGGACUGGAAAAUGUGUGUAAGGAGAGCUUAUUCUCGGUUGGCGGUCCCGCCGCCGAGGACUCUGGAGAAAAUGUGGCGGAGAAGAAGACUGGAAUUGACAGAGGACACCGAAGGCCUCCCACUGCUAAUGCUUCGAGCUUUCUAGAAAUGAAAGUCGACCCCUCCAUCGAUGUUUUCGGCACCACGAACCGGCAAGAAAGUCCUGGAUAUACUCUUCCAAGCGUGUCUUCAGACUGGCAACCUCCGAAAGCCACCCAGGAAUCUCAACACAAUGAUUCCGUAAGGGCAUCGAGCGUGACCGACUCGGAGGGUGCUGAUGGGUCUGGUUGGGUAAAAGUGGAAAUAGAGACAGGGAAUCUGGGCCAAACGGACAAUGUAUAA
This is a messenger RNA of Metarhizium brunneum ARSEF 3297, 1821 nucleotides long. RefSeq lists its product as uncharacterized. Lineage: Eukaryota; Fungi; Ascomycota; Sordariomycetes; Hypocreales; Clavicipitaceae. The record is from RefSeq and is a predicted model, not a curated record.